AUGUCCAACCUUAUUGCGACCGUCCUUUUGGCCGUGAGCGCCCUGGCAGCGCUCUACCUCUACGCCAACAACAAGAGCCAGAAUGCAUAUCAAAAGCCCCUCCUUAAGCUUCCCCUUAUUAGUGAUCUUCAUAGCUCUCCGAUCGAGAAACCAUUGAUAAACUGGAGCGCUUGGUCUAAACAACACGGGCCGAUUACAGUUCCCAAGUUGUUUGGAAUUGUACCCAUUGUCGUACUCAAUUCGUACGAGGCCGUCACUGAACUUUUCAGUCGUCGCAGUCAAUGGUACAGCAACCGGCCGACUUCCGUAAGCAUGGAGAUGAUUACGGGGGCCGCCCCAGGCUGUUCUCGAUUUACGCUGAUGCACGAUUAUGACGACCAUCUCAAGCUCCAUCAUCGCAUCCUCUCACCAAGCCUGGGUGCGCCUGCAGCGGCCAAAUUCCAGCCGCUGAUGGAACUCGAGGCCAAGCAACUGCUCUUUGACCUCGCUACUGCCUUGAGGAAGUCCGCAGACGGUUCCACAAUCACUACGAAGACCAUCUACCCUUUACUCGAACGAACCCAAUCUAGCGUCAUUCUUGCCCUUCAUUAUGGCCUCCGCAUACCCAAAUUCGAAGAGCUACUUCUCCAUGAAGUUAUUGCCAUCCAAUCUAAAGUCACUCACCUUGCCGCAAAUCCUCAGCUUCCAGAUUUUGUGCCCUUCCUUCGUUACUUGCCCGCCUCCAUCUCCCCGUGGCAAAAAUAUGCUGACAAGCUCUACGCUUCUCAAGUUGACCUGUAUAUGCGCCUCUUUCGCCACGGUAAGGGCGCACCGGGUUGGAAUGCAACAAAGCAAGCUAUCACAACCGCAUCAAAACACGCUCCUGUGGACUCGCCAGUAUCAGAUCUCGAUCUUGCCUUCACGCUUGCGACAUCUAUCCAGGGUGGGAUGGAAACGUCACCGCGCCAAUUGCUUUGGCUCUUUGUCGCAGCUAUACAGAAUCCCGUUGUUUUGACCCGUGCGCAUGAAGUGCUAGACCAGUUCGUUGGUCGCGAACGGCUUCCUAGAUUCUCGGACCGGAAUAACCUCGUCUACGUUGACGCUGUCGCACAUGAACUGUUCCGCUGGCGGCCUAUCUCUCCAGGGUCUAUUCCACGGCGUGCGGACCGUACGGACGAACUCGAUGGCGUGAAGAUUGCCAAAGGCGUAACCAUCAUGGCAAACGCAUGGGCCAUUGGCCGCGAUGAGGUGGUUUUUGACGCUUCACUUGGUGACGCACAAGACUUUGUCCCUGAGCGCUGGUUACGUAAUGGAAAGCUUCGCGGUGACCUUCCACUUCCUGUGUUUGGCCAGGGUCGAAGGAUUUGCCAAGGAAAGCGUGUUGCUACAGACGGAACUUUCAUGAACAUCGCGCAUCUACUCUGGGCGUUCGAUGUAGAGGCUCUAGAGGGUGAGGAGGUGGAUCCGUGGGAGAUGAGAGUCGUUGGCUUCAUGACUGAGCCUAAGCCUUUCAAGUUCCGUCUCAAGCCUAGGGGAAAAUGGGUGCUUGAUGUGGUGAGUAAGGAAUGGGACAGUACCGAGAAGAGUUUAGAGGAGGUGAUGGGUAUUUCUCAUGACGUUGAGAAGUAG
This is a messenger RNA of Alternaria arborescens, 1608 nucleotides long. RefSeq lists its product as hypothetical. The coding region runs from base 1 to 1608 and encodes 535 amino acids. NCBI's taxonomy places the organism in Eukaryota, Fungi, Ascomycota, Dothideomycetes, Pleosporales, Pleosporaceae. The record is from RefSeq and is a predicted model, not a curated record. The transcript has a single exon. Gene Ontology annotation, molecular function: oxidoreductase activity, acting on paired donors, with incorporation or reduction of molecular oxygen; heme binding; monooxygenase activity.